GCGCGUCAUCGGGCACAGUUACCUAUCACCACGGCGCCAUCGUCUCGGAUGUACGUGUUGUCGAGUGUGUUGGAAGAUUUUUGACACCUUUAUGAAGUUAAAUGCCUUCAUUCCUUUCAGCACCGUGAAAAAAGAAUCCAUUUGACGCAUAAUCGUGCAUUCUUUCAAUUAAGUUCAGUACAAGUAAUGAAGACAGUUGAAAGCACUGAUAUGUCCACCUACGAAGACAUUAGUGAAACACAAGAUAACAGCUUUGAAGCAUAUCAUCAAGAAAAGAAUCCAAGCCCUAAUAGCAAAGAGCCUUGCAGCGGAAUCCCACAAUUAAAUGAGGGCGAGAAUGUUGGUGAUGAUACACUAGCUUCAGUGUCUUUGUCUACAGAGCAACAGCAGUCACAAUGCUCUGCUGACACUCUUCAAAAUGGCUCCAUGUCCACUACACGUCAACACCCACCUCAACAUGAAUUCAUCGGUUCAGUUAUUAAAAUGAUUAAUGAUGACAUCAAGAUGUCAAUUGAACAUUGGUCCAGCAGUUUUAUUGAAAGUGAUGAAUACGAGUCCUUUUCAUUAAAACAACUUGAUCAAUUGUUAGUACAAGCUGAGGCAAUUGAGAAAGAUCUAUUAAACCAGAAAGAAGUACUUCAUAAGCGCCUUAUUGAUUUAUCAAAUGCCUUGAAAGUGUAGAUAUGCAAUGACAUAGCAUCUUGUAAAUUAAGGUAAAUUGGCAAAUCGUCAUUAAUGUAUGUGUACAGUAUUGACUUUGUUUUACCGGUACUUAAAUUACACAAAAAUAUUUUCUUUUCUUUCCCCACAAUAUCUUUUUUUCUAGAUUUAAAAAGGUUAUUGAUUAGAGUGCCAAUCAAUACUGAACUGAUAAAAAUAAAUUUUAUGUUCCCUCAAAGUUGUUCGGCAAUGAUGACAAGGGAAUAUGUGAUGUGAUGGCAUUUAACAGAAAACCUGUUAAUAUCGAUCUUAAAUCCUUGGAUCAUGCAUGUUCAAUGGUUAAAGAUCAAAUCUAGAUCUAUAAAUGAACUCGAGGGCCUAAUGAAUUGAUAUUACCCAUUCUUUUUAUUAAAACAUCUGGAAAUAGUUUAAGUUUAAAUAAUUAUCUGUUAUAUUUCAUCUAUUCUAAGUAGUGGAUGUUUGAAUGUUUAAAAGAGAACUAGGAAGGACAAUGAUGUAAAAAAUAUCCAUCCAAUAGAACUUUUAUUAAUUAAUCAUUAACAUGAGAGUUAUUAACAGCAAUGUUAAUAUUGUAUAAAAUGAAAUUUGUUAUUUUCUUAAUCCCUUAAAAAUAUACGCCGUGGCUAGGAUACGGUACCAUAUCUUAUCUUCCAUUUGCUAAAGGUGUGGUAAAUUACAUCAUCCAAUACAGUGCCGCCAACGGUGUGGCGUCAUUGUUGAUAGAGACAAAAUGCAGAGGAAGUUGGUGUAGUAACAUUUAGAACCAUACUUUAUCUAUCUUGAAUAUGAGUUAAUCCUGUUACGGCACUAACGUAUCCCCCGUCACGGUCUUACAAAUAUACAUUUAAAACAAUAUUAAACAUUAAGCAUACAAGUAUUUAUUUACAGUAAAGGACCUCCCAUUAUAUUUACAAAUCUCAUAUUUGUGAAGCAAUAAUAAUCAAGUUAUUUAAUAUUAGGGAUUGUUAAUGUUAUUAUAUUACGUAACAACUACACUGUACAAUAGCCAAGACUGUAAAUAACGUUUUUUCCCUGAUAACAUUUGAUUUAACCUGAUGUAAAAUUAUAACUCCAAGUAGGGAAAUGUUGAAUCCCAACAUGAUGCCGUGUAUUACAUUUCUUGGAUUUUGAUUUGAAUUUUUUAUUGGGUUCACUUUUGAAUCAAUGCCACCCAUCAUAUUAGUGACUGUGCACAAAUAAACUUACAAAACAAAAAGAAGGUACUAAACUGUUCUCAACACUGUUCUUCAUAACACUAAUUAUUAGUUGCAUAACUAAUGGAGUAUUAUAAUAUACUUCACAAAAUAGGUCAGGACCCCGAGUCAGGCCAAAUGUUACACGAUAUCAGGAAAAGGUAAAAUUAAUUAUACCAUCCUUUCUCAUACGAAAGCUAACACAUUGUUAUUGUAUAGGCCUACAGUCUUGGCUAUUGUACAGUAAAGGUGUUAUGUAAUAUAUCUUUGAGUGGCAUUUUUAAUUUUAUUUACUGUAUUCAUGUUUUGGCGAGUUGCUCAAUUAUGGACUUGUUUUGUGCUCUGUGAGUUUCACGUUCUCUUAUGUUGCUUUUGUAUAACAACUCGGUAGAAAAGCAGGCUUACAAUGAAGAAUUUUUGAACGAUAUUGUUAAUCUGGUGGCGCCAUUUUAUUAGAUAAUGCAAUUUACCGUACCUUUAACAAACCGAAAUUAAGAUAUGGUACCAUAUCUCUAGCCACAGCAUUAAAAAUAUCUGUAAAAUUGUUUAAUUAAAAGAUUAGUUUUAUGAAGAA
Anneissia japonica is the source of this 2448-nucleotide messenger RNA. RefSeq lists its product as uncharacterized. Lineage: Eukaryota; Metazoa; Echinodermata; Crinoidea; Comatulida; Comatulidae. The transcript is spliced from 5 exons. The coding region runs from base 187 to 681 and encodes 164 amino acids. The record is from RefSeq and is a predicted model, not a curated record.